GCGGCCCCUUGUCCGCUCCCGCUCGCUGGGGCCGGUGAGGUCAGGUGGAGUCAACCCCGGCCCCGCCGCCACUUGGGGCUGUGCCAGGGUGGCUGCCCCUCUAGGCGGGCGCGGGGCCAGGAUGAGCUCCCCCGGCACAGAGGGCGCGGGCAAGACCCCGCAGUACCGCGUGGAUCACCUGCUGAGCGCUGUGGAGAAUGAGCUGCAGGCGGGCAGCGAGAAGGGGGACCCGACAGAGCGGGAGCUGCGGGUUGCGCUGGAGGACAACGACCUGUGGCUGCGCUUCAAGGAGCUCACCAACGAGAUGAUCGUCACCAAAAACGGCAGGAGGAUGUUCCCGGUGCUGAAGGUGAGCGUGUCGGGGCUGGACCCCAACGCUAUGUACUCCUUCCUGCUGGACUUUGUGGCGGCCGACGGCCACCGCUGGAAGUAUGUGAACGGGGAGUGGGUGCCGGGCGGAAAACCGGAGCCGCAGGCGCCCAGCUGCGUCUACAUCCACCCCGACUCGCCCAACUUUGGGGCGCACUGGAUGAAAGCGCCUGUCUCCUUCAGCAAAGUCAAACUCACCAACAAGCUCAACGGCGGCGGGCAGAUCAUGUUGAACUCUCUGCACAAGUAUGAACCUAGGAUUCAUAUAGUGCGAGUGGGUGGCCCACAGCGGAUGAUCACCAGCCAUUCCUUCCCAGAGACUCAGUUUAUAGCUGUGACGGCCUACCAGAAUGAGGAGAUCACAGCUUUAAAAAUUAAAUACAAUCCAUUUGCAAAGGCAUUUCUUGAUGCAAAAGAAAGAAGCGAUCACAAAGACAUGAUGGAGGAAGUGGGAGACAACCAGCAAUCUGGGUAUUCUCAGUUAGGUAGUUGGCUUAUUCCGGGAACUGGGACUUUGUGCCCACCUGCCAAUCCUCACCCUCAGUUUGGAGCCCCCUUGUCACUCUCUUCUGCUCACAGCUGUGAAAGGUACUCAUCACUGAGGAGCCACCGUCCUGCCCCCUACCCCAACCCCUACACUCAUAGAAACAACUCACCAACAGCCUAUGCCGAUAAUUCCUCUGCCUGCCUUUCCAUGCUGCAGUCCCAUGACAACUGGUCUUCUCUAGGAGUUCCAACACAUACAGCAAUGCUGCCCAUGAGUCACAGCACUGGCACAGCUACCAGCUCCAGUCAGUAUCCUAACUUAUGGUCUGUGAGUAACAGCACCAUCACGCCAGUGUCUCAGUCAAGCGGGAUGUCCAAUGGCCUGAGCUCCCAGUUUUUACGCAGCUCUCCAGCACACUACACUGCCCUUUCGCACCCGGUCGCUGCCACCGCCUCUGCCUCCCCUCUGUAUGACAGCGGGGCACCCACGGACCUGCCUGACAGCCAGUACGAUGCCUCUGCACAUGCCAGGCUAGCAUCCACAUGGACACCUGUCACCCCCCCUUCCAUGUAAACCCUUUACUAUAAGACAAACUUUUUAGCUACUGAAUUACUUUACAUGCUUAAUCCUCAAGGAGGAGGAAAAGGAGAUGUGAAGUAAAUUACAGACAAAGCAUCUGCACUGCUUUGUGCAGAAAAUCUACGUUAUACCUCUUACAGUGAACAGCGCAUCACUGCCUUCAUGUAAAGUUUACAAACCUGGUGAGUGUGCAAUUCUGAGAGCAGAUUCACUGCUUUUAAACUUUUCUCU
This is a messenger RNA of Dryobates pubescens (Downy woodpecker), 1666 nucleotides long. RefSeq names its product T-box transcription factor T (gene TBXT). Lineage: Eukaryota; Metazoa; Chordata; Aves; Piciformes; Picidae. Gene Ontology annotation, molecular function: RNA polymerase II cis-regulatory region sequence-specific DNA binding; DNA-binding transcription factor activity, RNA polymerase II-specific. Gene Ontology annotation, cellular component: nucleus. Gene Ontology annotation, biological process: regulation of transcription by RNA polymerase II; positive regulation of DNA-templated transcription; heart morphogenesis. The transcript has 8 exons. Bases 122 to 1429 code for a protein of 435 amino acids. The record is from RefSeq and is a predicted model, not a curated record.